Molecule: messenger RNA, 1095 nt
Organism: Zychaea mexicana
Lineage: Eukaryota; Fungi; Mucoromycota; Mucoromycetes; Mucorales; Lichtheimiaceae
Product: kinase-like domain-containing protein
Exons: 7
Biological process (GO): peptidyl-serine phosphorylation; peptidyl-threonine phosphorylation
Molecular function (GO): ATP binding; protein serine/threonine kinase activity; protein serine/threonine/tyrosine kinase activity
Source: RefSeq, a predicted model, not a curated record
UUAUCGCCAUACGAAAAGAAGGAAAUUCUCGAGUACUCGCAAAUCUUUUUCGUUGGUAACCAUGCAAAGAAGCGCCAAGCAACGCACGACCACCCAACGUGUAAUCAUGGCUAUGACGAUGACAGAGGCGACUAUCACAUUGUUCUUCGCGACCAUCUUGGUUAUCGUUACGAAGUUUUGGAGCUGCUCGGCAAAGGGUCCUUUGGCCAGGUUCUGAAAUGCUUCGAUCACAAAACCGGACAAAUGGUGGCGGUCAAGAUCAUCCGCAAUAAGAAGCGCUUCCAUGCACAAGCACUUGUUGAAGUCAAGAUCCUCAAGGAUCUCGUACAAUGGGACCCUGAGGACAAGCAUAACAAUGUACGAAUGUUGGAUAACUUCUAUUUCCGCAGCCAUUUAUGCAUUGCAUUUGAAUGCUUAAGCAUAAAUUUGUACGACUUUAUCAAGAGCAAUGACUUCCAAGGAUUCAGUAUGGGAUUGAUUCGUCGAUUCACUAUUCAAUUACUCAACUCCCUUGUAUUGCUGCACAAACACAAACUUAUUCAUUGCGACUUGAAACCAGAGAACAUACUUCUGAAACAUCCAACAAAGAGCUCGAUCAAGGUCAUUGAUUUUGGCAGCUCAUGUCUCGAGAACGAGAAAGUUUAUACCUACAUCCAAAGCCGAUUUUAUCGAUCACCAGAAGUAAUUCUGGGCAUGGAGUACAGCAUGGCGAUUGAUAUGUGGAGCAUUGGAUGCAUAUUGGCGGAAUUGUACACAGGAUGCCCCCUAUUCCCAGGAGAGAAUGAACAGGAACAACUGGCUUGUAUAAUGGAGAUCCAAGGCAUACCAGACAAACAAUUGAUAGACAAAAGCUCACGGAAAAAGUUUUUUUUUGAUUCUACCGGAAACCCAAGGAUAUCGCCCAAUUCCAAAGGACGGAAACGAAGGCCGGGGACAAAAACGUUGGGACAGGCGUUGAAGUCUUCGGAUGAGAACUUCAUUGACUUUGUCAACCGAUGUCUGCGAUGGGAUCCAGAACGACGGUUGAAACCAGAAGAAGCAUUCAAGCAUGCGUGGAUAGUCCGGUCAUCAUCAGCGAAAAGGCAAGCUCGAUGA